This is a messenger RNA of Effrenium voratum, 2448 nucleotides long. NCBI's taxonomy places the organism in Eukaryota, Dinophyceae, Suessiales, Symbiodiniaceae. The record is from the annotation of a GenBank genome assembly.
AUGGAGUUCACCGUGGUGACGACCUCCAAUGCGCCCCCGAAGCCGAUCUUGGCCGUGCACACGGGCAGCGUCUGCCGCCAGAUGAAACUGGAGGUCAACCACCCCUUCGUCCUGCCGAAUCCUGGUUCCACUGCAGCAGUUGAGGUCUCGGUGUUCCAGCAGCUGGCGAGUCAGCUGCUGCCGGAAGAUGGCAAGGCAGAGACUGCUUGUACUAUACCUGUUCGAACACCGGACGGGACUGCAACACAGGUUCAGCUUGAGAUACGAAGGGAGAUCCUCAAGGGUCGGCCCAAGUCCGUGCAGGGCAUUCCGGAAUACUUGGAGACCCACAAGGUCCAGCAGCGCAUCCAGAAUCUUAUACAGGAUGUGCUGCGCGAGGCUCCGGACGAUCCAUACAGGUUCAUGCUGCGUGAACUGAAGAAGAUCCAGGCUGCUUCGCCCAAGAAGGCGGUGAAGGAGCCCCUGGUACCGCACCCGCCUGACAAGCCGAAGCCCACAGGAUCACGACCUCUUCCAGGCCGCGCUGCCCCGCCCGUCCCCGUUGCACCCAAGGUGCAGAUUGACAAGUCGGAUUGGCGGCCCAGCAGGCACGUGCUGCGCCAAGUGCUGGAGAGUCCAAGAUGCCGGGAAGUUGGAGAGCAGUCCAUCGUCCAAGGCGUUUGUCAAAAAACAUCGCUCGGGAUGGCCAAGUGUAUCAUGGACACCGCGUGUGACAAAGUCAUUAGCAAGGCAUCUGGUCGAAAUGAGAUCAGGGCCCUGGCAGCUACAGUCGUCAAAGCGACAGUUGCGAUGGCUGCGCACACACUCCAGCUGCAGAAAAGCGGCGUCCUGACGAAGUGCACCUUAAGAUGUGCUUUUAUUGGCGCACUUCGCAGACUAGGCACGGAUGAAGUUGGCGAACAGCCGAGAGCCUCAGACGACAGCGGAUACGACCGCAGAGCUUUUGGUUUGUUGACCGUGGGCAAGUGGCAGAGCGGGCCGCAGGAGACGCAGAUUCUGCCGGGGGGCGGUGCUUCCCACGAGCAUGUGACGGAGCUGGAUGCGUCCAUUGUGGAAGUCCUAGAGGGCACCUCGCUCCGCGAAGGAGGCUUGGCAGAUGAUGGCCUUGGGGUAAUCAGCCCAGCGAACUUGACGCCGAGUGAGGCGGGCCAGACUUCCCCCAGUAAGAGCCGCAUCGCGCUACUGUCGCCCACCCGCACUGACAUCCUGAAGCGGAUUAAAGGUGUCGGAACACCGUCAUUCGUGGGGAGGGUGGCGGGCGCCACGACCGCUGCGCUGACCGAGGCGUCCAGCCUGCUCUUGGAUGAGAUUUCAGGAUGUCCCGUUGGUCUCACUUCCGCAACCACCGCUUCAUCGACGCAGAGGAACAGCUUCACCAAAACCAAGAGCCCCACUGGGGUGAACGAUGGGCGAGGGAGAUCAUCUAAAGAGGCGACAGGGAGAUCAUCGAAAGAGAUGCUGGAAAGGCCUCGCCGUGAGCGCCGGGGCCGCGCCGGGGAGUUCCGCCAGCGCCUGGACGUCCUGCUGGCCACCGACUCCAGCGCGCGGGCGGUGGCGGGGCAGCUGUACAAGCGCUUCGAGGGUGACCUUAGCAGACUUCCGGCCCUACUCCAGCUUCUAGAAGACAGGAUGCACCAGGAGUCCAUCUACAACAUCAUCCCGCCCAAGCCCAUGGUGCAGGAGCGACCGCCCAUGUACAAGUCCAAGCAUUCGCAUGCCUUGCCGCCCUCUGCUUCCACCUUCCCUCCUCAGGGCACGACCUGCGCCGUCGCCAACAUCGGGGGCUCUUUGGAUCAGCCUGGCGGUGACAAGUCACACUCCACCUUCGGUAAGCCGAAGGGAGCGUACUGUGAUGAUCCUGGCCUCUACUUGAAGAAGCAGGAGCGAAGUGGUGGCAAGGUGCUAACUCUCAAAGAGAUGAAGAAGGAGCACCCGGAAGCCCUGGUGCCGAAGCAGCUGAAGCCUCAGACGCGGCACGGGCCGCCGCAAGCGACGGAGAAGCCAGUCAUGAACCUGGUGACCAGCAAGAACUUUAUCGUGGCCAACGCCGUGGAGGUGAUCCUGGCCGCGCCCAAGAAGGUGCCGGAGACCACCAAGGACUACCUGAAGAAGGAGGACUAUGGCAAAACUCCCAAAUAUUUGCAGCACAUCAAGCAGGACAUUGAUGCCGAGUACAACUACAUCAGGGCGCUGCAAGAACAGCAAGCUCAAGCAGAGGCCGAGCGAGUCCGACCACUGGCAGAGGACGAGAGACAGGACUUGCUCGAGGGCCUCAAAGCCAAAUGGGAGCAGGUGAAUACAGCCUUCCAGGCCGGCACGCACGUGACAAACCUUGACACCAUGGGCAAGCUGAAGCGCAAGGAGAAGCACGAGGCCGAGCUCUCCCAGCUGGAGAAGGACAUCGAGAAGCUCAGCAAAAGGAGCAUCCUUGUGAACUCCGAGAGUUGA